CAGCAGGGCAAUUCAAAGGAUCUCGUUUCUCGAACAUUCACUCCGCCCAACUUCUUUCCCUAUUGCAAAGAUCUCUACGAGAAUAUUUAUUUCACUGACAAUGGAGUGAUCAUUUUGUCCAAUGACAAAAACUUGAACAAGUUGUCAUUCUCAAGUGCGCUGAGUAGCUCUUUUGAGGGAGCAGCGUUGGUGAUAGCUGCCUUCUGGGCCGAUAACCAGGCCAGUGCGUUCACAUCCAAAAGUAACGUCUUCUGGCAGGUGCAUGACAAGUACCAAGCAGAGGUCAAUCAGACCACAUUAGAUGCACUGAGUGUCCUUGUCUCUGCAAAUUCGGGCCUGCUGGGGUCAGAGUUCAGCAGCUUUGCAGCAGAAUGGGCUCUAGUUGUCACCUGGAGCAAUGUUGAAUCUGCCUCCAACAUACAGGGGACUAACACUUUCCAAGCUGUGCUCUUGACUGACGGACUUCAUAGCUUUGUCGUCUUCAACUAUGACCCCUGUGGCAUGAACUGGGAUAUCACGUUCCUGGCCAACAGGAACGUGAUCCAGGGCUUCACCUGUGGGCAGUCUGGUGGGAGCACCUACCUCAACCUUGCAAGUGGCUCAGAGUUCCGUCCCGGCACUGUGGUCGGUAACACGAGGAGGAAGGGCCGCUGGGCCUACCAGCUGGACUCCCGCGACUCCCCUGACUCGGAGUUUGUCAACCCGCGACUCUUCUGUCGGACUUGGCACAGCAACCAGGCACCAUACGAGACCCUGACGGAGUCCCUCCAGAAGUUCAACAACUCCUGCCCUUGCAGUCAGAAGAUGGCAGAGGAAGACUCGCAGUUUGAGUCCAUCUCCAGUUACACUUACUUCCUGCCGACCACGACAAGCCUGGGAUUCGAUGCUGAGUGCUACGUCCUGACUUUCCAUGAUUCGGGGACACCGGGACCACGUUGCUGCUACAACUUGGACACUGGUGGUCUCGUGAGUGACGUGAGAAGUCCCCGUGUUGCUACAGUGUUUGAAAGAUUCCCGCUGAGUCCCCAGGAUUACACAUCUGACCUGUUCCAAAAGCUGUACAAUGAGGAGAUCUUGCCCCGCUAUUACUGCUGCGAAGAAUCCAACCUGUGCAACCUGUACCGAGAGUGGCGCCCUCUGCUGACUUGUGAUAACUAUGUUCCCGAUUCCUGGGGUUGGUCUGUUGGGGAUCCCCACAUCCGCACGAUGGAUGGAGUGCCAUACACGUUCAACGGCUAUGGCGAGUACACGCUGGCUCUGAUAGUUGACGGUGGCAGCCAGAAACUGUUUGAGCUGCAGUGCCGGACGGACCGUGCCGAGAAUACUAACACUGGCCAACUUGCCCAGGCCACGUUCUAUUCUGGCUUUGCUGCACAGCUUGUUGGCGGUGCGAGGAUUGAGAUUAAACUGAACAGCGAUGCCACUGACCUAACCACAACACUCAAUGGACAGAUAGUGACACCCACAGAGUCAGGAGUGGUAAGUGGCAAUUUCAUCGUGAAGAGAUCAGGGGGGCGUGUGUUGGCUGUUUAUGCUGCCGGAAUGGAAUUCAGCGUUGGGCUAAGCAACGGCUUUGCCGACAUCACAGUCAACUUUGACGACAAAUACAAGGGACAGCUGACUGGAUUGCUUGGUUUCUGGGAUGACAAUUCCAGUAACGAUGCCCAGAAAAGAGAUGGCACUUUACAGCCAGCAACGGGCGCUGGUGGCACCAUGCUGGAGAAAGACUUUUUCAUGUUUGGGGAAACUUGGCGUAUUUCUGAGGCCGAUUCACUCUUCUACUAUGUUCCACCGGAGAGCUAUGCCACGGAGAAUGAUCUGACCUUUACCCCAGUCUUCCUGGACGACCUACUGGCGAAUGCCCCAGCAGACCAGCGCCAAGCUGCCGAGAGCACCUGCGGUGAUAAUAAAGUGUGUCUCUACGAUGCACUGUCCACUGGGGAUGAGAGCAUUGGCGCAGCGUCGUCAGCACAGAAUUCACAGAAUACUGUCAGUGAAGAAUUGGCCACCAACUUCCCGCCAACCCUGACUGAUGUGCUGUCCAUCAAGGUGGUGGUAGGCCAGGUCUUCACGCUGAGCCUGGAGGCGGUUGACCAAGAUGGGGAUGCCAUCACCUUUGCGCUGCUGGAAUCAGUCCAAGGUGCCUCCAUCACACCACAAGGUGGAGUGUUUACGUGGAAACCAGUUGAUAGGGCAAAGGUCAAGAUUGGAUUCCUAGCCACAGAUGGCAAAGCCAAUGCCACAAUGGAGCCAAUCGUUCAGCUGUGCGACUGUCAAAAUGAGGGGACAUGCCUGGAGAACCAGUAUGUGGCCGAUACCAAUCUUGUCCAAGACCGCUUUGGGGUCCUGCUCUGUCAGUGCAGUGCGGGCUGGUCUGGUGAGCUGUGCGAGAUCAACUUUGAUGCCUGCGCUGACAACCCCUGUUUCCCUGGGGUAACUUGCUUUGACGAGGACCCACCAUCGCUGGAGAGCAACUGCGGGCCUUGUCCAGCCGGACUGGAUGGGGAUGGCAAGACAUGUAGAGAUAUCGACGAGUGCACACUGUACCAGAAUCAGCCAGCCAGCAGUGGAGGCCCCGGUUGCGACCAGAUUUGCAUCAACACCUUGGGCAGUUUCAACUGCAGCUGCAGGUCUGGCUACUUGCUGUACCCGGAUGGCAGACAGUGUAUCGAUAUCAAUGAAUGUGAUCUCCAGACGGACGGGUGCUCUGAGGAUGCUGCAUGCACCAACAUCCCUGGUGGUUAUAACUGCAGCUGCAAUCCGGGGUUUAUUGAUGUGAGUGGUGAUGGAACUUCCUGUCAAGACAUUGAUGAAUGCAACGGCCCAAAUAACUGUCAUGCCAAUGCUGACUGCGGCAACACCCACGGCUCAUACCGGUGCACAUGCCGUCAAGGUUAUGAAGGCAGUGGACUGGAAUGCACAGAUGUGAAUGAAUGCACAAGAAAUCUUGACCAGUGUGAUGCACAGGCCACAUGCAUCAAUACUGUGGGAUCCUACAACUGCUCUUGCAACAAAGGCUGGACCGGUGACGGGCGCACCUGCUCCAAUGAGAACGAAUGCGCCAGGCUGGCACCAGUCUGUCACUUGAAUGCCACAUGCACUGACACAAUGGGCAGCUUCACCUGCCAGUGCAAUGCCGGUUUCACUGGUAGUGGCAUGGAGUGUGUAGAUGUGGACGAGUGUUCUUCAGGCACUGCAGGGUGCCACCCCACCCUUGGUGUGUGCACCAAUACGAUUGGUAACUAUACAUGCCAGUGCAUGCCUGGAUAUGGUGGAGAUGGCCGGAAGUCCUGCAUUGAUAUUGAUGAGUGUCAGAUUGGAAACCAUGAUUGUUCAGUCAGCGCAGACUGUGUCAAUGUGCUUGGUGGCUAUGAAUGUUCUUGUCAGACUGGAUACACUGGGAAUGGAACACACUGCACAGAUGUUGAUGAGUGUACUCUGGGAACACAUGACUGCAUUCAAAUUUGCAGAAACACCGAGGGAUCGUACAACUGCACAUGCAGUGAGGCCUUCGCGAUGCAACCCAACGGAAGCUGUACCGCUGUCUCCUCAUGUUCACCAAGCACAUCCUGCAUAAAUGGUGACUGCUUCCAAGAUAACGGAAUAGACAAGUGUAUAUGCUUCAGUGGCUACAAUGCAACUAGUAAUGCUGCUGUAUGUGAAGAUAUUGACGAAUGCAGUACGUCCGUGCACAGUUGCAGUGCCAACUCAAAGUGCAACAACACAGAUGGCAGUUACGAGUGCAUCUGCGAUGCGGGCUACACUCCCAACAGUGACCAAAGAAGCUGUGCAGAUGUGGAUGAGUGUAGCAUGAACUUACAUAACUGUGAGGGGAUCAGUGAGGUUUGUGUUAACCAGGAACCCCUUUUCAGAUGCGACUGCAAACCUGGAUUCUCCAAGGAUCAGGUUGGAAGCUGUUUAGAUAUCAAUGAAUGUUUGGAUGAUGCCUUGAAUGACUGCCAUGAGGAUGCCAACUGCAUCAAUAACAAUGGCUCCUACACCUGCCAGUGCAAAAAUGGCUUCACCGGCAAUGGGCGCCAGUGUUUUGAUAUUAAUGAGUGUGCACUGCCCGUCAGUGACCCGUUGUUUGCCGGCUGUGAUCCCAAUGCGGCAUGCAUUGACCUCACAGGCUCCUUCCAGUGUAAAUGCAGUAUGGGAUAUCAAGGCAACGGCAGAAACUGCACAGAUAUUGACGAAUGCCAAGGCUCUGUCUGUGCCAGUUUCAGUACAUGCCAAGACACUGAGGGCAGCUACCUCUGCAUGUGCUUGGCCGGUUACCGCGGCGAUGGUUUUACAUCCUGUGUGAACAUCGAUGAGUGCCAGGAGAACCCAGACCUCUGCCACCCCAUGGCCACCUGUUCGGACACACUCGGAGGCUACACUUGCAGUUGCAUUGCCGGUUACCAAGGCAACGGCACACACUGUGAAGAUUUGAAUGAGUGCACAAAUGGUUCUCAUAAAUGCGCCGUUGGACGAGCAUCGUGUAUAAACAACGAUGGAAGUUACACAUGCACUUGCAGUGCUGGAUACGUGUCCUCUGAUGAUGGUUUACCUGGUCGACAGUGCGAUGAUAUCAAUGAAUGCGCCCUAAGUCUGGAUUCUUGUGACACAACUACCUCUUUCUGCAACAACGUCAAUGGCAACUACACCUGCGACUGUUUGGACGGCUAUGAGAAGAACCCCAUGGGUCAAUGUAACGAUGUGAACGAGUGUGAUGCAGGAAAUCCAUGCGAAAGCAAGGCCAACUCAGAAUGCAGCAACUUACCAGGAACAUACGAAUGCACCUGCCAAAUUGGAUUCUACGAACAGAAUGCCAUAUGUCAAGAGGCCUUUUCCUUCAAUGCCUCGGCAGUAUUUGAUGUCAUCAGUGGCACAAAUGUGGGGGGAACUGGCUUUGACUUUGUUGCUAAUUACUUGACUUAUCGCGAGGCGCUGAAGAAUGCGACCGAGGCCAUUUUCCGACGUUCGUCACUGGCUAGUACUUUUGGAGACGUGGUGGUCACUGACCUGUCGCUUGUCACAAGCUCCACGGCCCAGGUUAAAAUGGUGGUUAACUUCCACACGACACAACCGGGGGAAUUUGCCAUCAUCCAGGUGUUCCUGAGUCAUUUGACAGGAUCAAAUGGUGGUCAGCUAGCCCCCAACCACAGGCUGAUCAGGCAGACAUUCAUCAUCGGGGAGCCCAAAUGCGAUGCCAUGCCUUGCAGAAACAGUGGUGAGUGCAUUGAAGACAAUGUGGCACCUGAAGGCUACACGUGCAGCUGCACACCAGGAUUCAGUGGUCAGAACUGUGAAAUUGCCCCUUGCGGCAUCAGUCCAUGCAUGAAUGGUGGAACCUGCAGUGAGGACUCAACAUUUGCUGCGGGCUACACUUGUGCAUGUGCCCAAGGCUAUAAUGGACUCCAGUGUCAAACAAUAGCACCUUGCGAAGUGGGCAAUGACUGCAUGAAUGGCGCUACCUGCAUCAACAUGUUGGCCAACGUACGCGGAUACACCUGCACCUGUCCAGUGGGUUUCAUGGGAGACAACUGCCAGACGGAAUGUACACUGUCAUGCAGCAAUAACGGCACGCUUGACCUCGCCACCUGUUCUUGUUCCUGUGUUGAAUACUGGGAUGGACCCAGCUGCUCAGCUGCAAAUCCUUGCUCUUCUGACAGCAGUCUGUGCUCGGGGACCGGCCAGGAGUGCAAACCAGCCGAGUCUGCAGCCGGCUAUUCCUGCCAGUGCCGAGCAGGGGACGGAUAUUUUAAGCAAGAAGAUGGCUCCUGUCAACAUUAUGACAAAGCUCAUGGCAAAUGCUGCCACCAGUCAUGUCCAGACAGUGGAAAUCGUGUCUCUCACAAACGGCAGCGUUGUCAUCAAUGCUGUGGCAGCAUUCUCUUCCAACCAGGCUCUGCCAUUAACAGGGAAUCUGUUACCACAAAUACUCCACUCACGAUAGAGACACCUACGACCACCAAACCAGAAGCUGUUACCACAAAUACUCCACUCUCGGCAGAGACUCCUAAGACCACCACACCAGAAGCUGUUACCACAAAUACUCUACUUACAACAGAGACACCUACGACCACAACACCAGAAGAUAGGCCAUCAACUCUAGCCGCAGUGCUCAUCAUAGUCGGCGUUGUCGUUUCUCUCUUCGCGUUGCUGGGCCUGAUCCUCUGCUGUUGUCUUGUGCUACGCCAGCGGUAUGAGAAGGGCCUGGCCUACAGUCAGCGAGGCAGCUUGCCCUACGACACACGGUACAAAUAUGGCCUGGAUGACUAUGAUCGUCGCAGCCAGGUUUCACAUCACACGUCUCAGUUGGCAGAGGACGAGCAAAGAAUGGAUCGUCUGAUGAGUAUCAUGAGUCGCUCACCAUAUGUUCAGCAGGGUUUGCCAGGCCGACAGGAGUUCAUCCGACCCUACAUAGCGACAGGAAUAGAAGCACAGUAUAUGGGGGAUCCUUUGAAUGAUGAGAGCAGUGUUGCAGGCCGUGUUGUGUACAACCCAGUCGCCCGCUAAACAGCCUUGAAAGGGUGUAUAUUUUCUAAAGUCCUUUUUUUGAACAGUGCCAAGCAACUGAUUUUAUUAAUUUUUCAUAUAUGUCUUAAGAGUCUGAUCUUCAGAUGAUUCUAGUUGAAAUUUCAGUGGAGAGUUGUUUAUUUUGUCAAAAUAAAAAUGGGAACUUAGGGAAAAUAUGUGGAAAUGAGGGUCUAAAGCAAGGCAUCAAAAGAAAAGAACCAUAGACUGUUAACUGGAGGACCUUGUGUUGACUUUUGAAGUUUUAAAGCAAUUCUUGUCGAUUACGCCGGAUGUGGACCCACAAAACACAGUGACAGUUUGACAAGAGUGUUUAAAAUCCAAAAAGAUGGGUUCAAAAUAUGAGGAGCAGCAGUAACAACUUGAGUUGCCACCACGAGUGACUGUUUUCCAAGGAAAACUGAAACCGUCGUUGAUUAAGAUCUUCAAAGUGACACUGUAACCUUCCCUUCUUCCUUUUCUUGAAAUGACUCCACCCCCUAUCAGGUUAUAUACACUCAUAUUUUUAAAUCAUUUUAUACUCUAGAAUUCCAAGUUUGGAAAAUUGAUGGGUAUAAGGUUUAUAUUUCUUUGAAACAUACUACUGUAAGCAAUUUAUAUUUUAGAAAUAGACAAAUAUUAUUAAAAUAGACAAAUAUUUUCUAGCCAUUCUGCAGUGCAGCCAUGUCUUUCAUUUUUUAAAAGUUGCGUAUAUCAAAGUCUAUGCAUUAGUUUUAUAUAUUCUCAUAGCAAAGGCUUCAUCUUAAAAAAUCUGAAAAUAUAACUAUUUUUAUUACUUUGGAAAAGUCAACUGUAUUCUCACGGAAAACGUUUGUCGGUACAUUUAAAAUAAAAACGGUGAAGGCAAGGGA
This is a messenger RNA of Acanthaster planci (crown-of-thorns starfish), 7373 nucleotides long. RefSeq lists its product as uncharacterized. Gene Ontology annotation, molecular function: calcium ion binding. Gene Ontology annotation, biological process: cell-matrix adhesion. NCBI's taxonomy places the organism in Eukaryota, Metazoa, Echinodermata, Asteroidea, Valvatida, Acanthasteridae. The record is from RefSeq and is a predicted model, not a curated record.